AUGGGAAGCGAGCACAGCGUCUUCCUUCCGCCGUGGGAGGCGGAGACCGAGGCGGAGAAGGCGCGCGCCGACGACUUUCGCGCCGCCGUCAAGUCGCUCUCCAACUCGACGGCAAACUUCCUCGUGCCGCACGUGCUAAGCUCUGACCCAGCAUUCACGUGGGACUGGGUAGAGCACCGGCCGUUCGCAGAGGCGGCGUACCAGAGCGACGAGCGUCUGACGAAGCUAAUACCUCGCCUCGUCCCUUCCCGCAUCUCUGAGGAGGACUUUUGGCGAAACUACUUUUCGCACGUCUUUGCUGUCAAGCGCCGCUUCGAGGCCGAGGCUGCGGCGCCCGAACCGAGCGACCUUGCGCCGAGCUGCAGCAGCGCGGCAAGCGGCGCUGGCGUGCGGACCGCGGCGCCGCAGCCUCCUGCCAUGCUCAAGUCGGCGUCGUCGCUCGCAACGGUCUCGUACCCUGAAAAGUUCCACCUGGCGGUGCACUAUGCCAAUCACGGGCCACCGCUGCCAAGCCUGAGCGACGCGGACCGCAUCUUGCUCGAGGCGCUUCAGAUGCAGGCAGCCCCGUGGCAGCUA
Molecule: messenger RNA, 576 nt
Organism: Emiliania huxleyi CCMP1516
Lineage: Eukaryota; Haptophyta; Isochrysidales; Noelaerhabdaceae
Exons: 3
Cellular component (GO): cytoplasm
Source: RefSeq, a predicted model, not a curated record